UUCUUCUUCUUCUUCAGUGUCGGUGGUGGCGGCUGCAGAUUGAGGGGGUGGAAACCGGUACCGGGGUGUAUUAGCACACCAUGUUCCUGUCGGAUUUCCGGAAGGAAUUUUACGAUGUGAUUGUAAAUCAGAGGGUAUUAUUACUUGUUGCCUCAGAUGUUGAUGCCCUGUGUGCCUGCAAAAUUCUUCAGGCCCUUUUCCAGUGUGACCAUGUUCAGUACACAUUGGUUCCAGUGGCUGGAUGGCAGGACUUGGAGACUGCAUUCCUUGAGCACAAAGAACAGUUCAAGUACCUGGUGUUAAUUAAUUGUGGUGCUAAUCUGGAUUUACUGGAGACGCUGCAACCUGAUGAGGAUACUGUCUUCUAUGUCUGUGAUACCCAUAGACCUAUUGAUAUUGUUAAUGUCUAUAAUGAUACACAGGUUAAACUGCUAAUAAAACAGGAUGAUGAUCUUGGUAUUCCUGCCUAUGAUGACCUCUUCAGGGAUGAAGAAGAUAAGAAUUCAGAGGAUUCAGGAAAUGAAAGUGAAGGGUCAGAACCUUCUGAAAAGCGCAGGCGAUUUGAUGAGGCAGCCCUGGAGAGGAGAAUAGAUCGAAGACGUCAGCGCCGGGAAUGGGAAGAGCGCAGGAGGGAGAUUUUGUUUGAAUAUGAACAAUAUGAAUACCAUGGAACUUCAUCUGCCAUGGUGAUAUUUGAGUUGGCCUGGAUCAUGUCUAAGGAUUCAAAUGACAUGUUGUGGUGGGCUAUUGUCGGUUUGACGGAUCAGUGGGUUCAUGACAAAAUCACACACAUAAAGUAUGUGACUGAUGUUGGCAUUGUGCAGCGUCACGUAUCCCGACACAACCAUCGCAAUGAGGAUGAGGAGAACACGCUUUCUAUUGACUGCAUGAGGAUCUCCUUUGACUAUGACCUACGCCUGGCUCUGUAUCAGCAUUGGUCACUUUAUGAAAGUAUGUGCAACUCCAGCUAUACCUAUUCCAAUCUCAAGCUGUGGUCCAUUCAAGGCCUGAAGAGGUUGCAGGAAUUUCUUGCAGAUAUGGGACUGCCUCUGAAAGAAGUCAGGCAGAAGUUUAACUCCAUGGACAUUUCGCUGAAGGAGAAUUUGCAGGAAAUGAUUGAAGAAUCAGCUACUAAGUUUGGUAUGAAGGAUAUUCGAAUGCAGACUUUCAGUGUGCAUUUUGGGUUUAAAAACAAGUUCCUUGCCAGUGAUGUUGUUUAUUCAGCAGCUUCUCUACUCGAGAAUUUAGAGAAAGACAAAGGGAAUGAAAACUUCAUCGAAGCCUUAGACAGUCUUUCCAGGAGUAACCCAGAGAAGCUACAACAAGGUUUGGAACUGGCCAAGCAGCAGCUCCGAGCCAUUCACCAAACAGUUGCUAGCUGCAUUUGCACUAACCUCAUCAUCUCACAAGGACCCUUCCUCUACUGUUAUUUACAAGAGGGGACCCCCGAUGUAAAGAUCUAUUCAAAGCCCAUUUGUUUGAAACUUCUGUGUAAACACUUGCUGAAGUGCUUUGUCCGUUCGGUUCCACCUUUGCCCUGUACCUGUGUAGAAAUCCUGAGAGAGUGUGGGCGGGAGGUCAUUCAUCUGGAGAUGGUGCCUGGGCUCCCACCAAUGUCCAGGACUGUUCUCGGCAGCAUUUCAACCAAAAACAAACGAUGUAAGGUGCUCCCACUGGUCAUAGCAGCACCAAUGGACCUGGAGAAAGGAACAGUGAUCGUUAUUGGAAUCCCACCAGAAACUGAAAGCUCAGACAAAAAAAAUUUCUUUGGUAAAGCAUUUGAGAAGGCAGCAGAAAGUACAAGCUCACGGACUCUGCAUGACCACUUUGAUACUUCCAUAAUUGAACUGAAAACUGAGGAUCGUAGUAAAUUUCUGGAUGCACUGAUCUCUCUGCUGACAUAAAUGUGAGUGCAACUUGCCGAAGCAGGAGUACCCAGUGUUUCUGGUCUUGCGUGGCAAUGACACCUCUGAAAACCAUACUUGGAAAGUCUGACUCCAUUUUAUGACUCAGGUGUUCAUACUGUGCCCAAUGAACUUACCAAUACAUUUUUGAAGUGGAACAUCUUGUGAAACUGGGGACAAGUUACUGGUUGUAGACCUGUCAACCAUCCUGUCUCCCUAUCGCGACGGCACCACAUAAAUGGCAGCUGAAAUCAAGGCUAAUUUUAAACAGAUCCAGUAAAUUUAUGACAGAUUAAAUCAUAUGCACUUGUAAGUUUUAUUGUUUAGGAACAAUGCAGAAUUUAGAGGGGUAUGGGAAAGCAAACAGUGAAAAAUUGUGCUGUACCUAUUGUAUGCUGUAAGCAUGAUCAAGUGAUUGUGAAUAGACAACAAGCUGAUGGUUAUAAUGUAGAUGCUUCCCUAAUACUGAUUAAUUAAUUAGUCAGUUAAAUAAUUGUUGGAAGCCAUCCCUUGAUUUGAGAGUGGCGUCUACUACGGUCUUCAUGUGACUGAGCAGGCUGAUUCUCAACCCUCUGAUAAAUCUUUGGCCACCUGCGGCAGGAUAUCCCUGGGAAAGUGGGAUCCUGAGUGCACAAUUUGUUUCCUUUCCUUUCUUCCUUUGUUGCUGCUCUGCCUCAUCGUUAUGGUGCUUGAACAUGAGUUGGACACACAUUAGCAUGAUGCAAUUUUGAUGGACACAUUUGUCACCAUUUGAAUGAUUGGUAACAAACUCCUCUUAGUCAUUUAAAGCAAUGUUGCUCCACUUCAAGGAGGAGCUUCAGAAUGUUUUUGCAGUAUUUUGUCUUGCCCCGACACUGCACAGGCAAGCAAUGUGAGGUUGAAAUGACUGCUAGUGUUCUGACAUUUUUAUUGCAGUUUUUAAUAGAUCUUUUUACAGUGCUCUUUAUUUCAAACCCAUACUGAAAGAUUGAGAGUUUUUUAUGCUUAUCACUUGCAGCUACUUGUUUAUCCAUGAGCAUUUUUAUGAUUCUGUUUGGGAACCAUUCCCAUCAAUGGUUUGGUUUAAUAUCCUGGUAAUGGAAUGGAAAGUCAAACAAAGUUGCACCUAAAACUGAUUUUCUUGCCCCCCCCCCCCAUUCCUGGAGAGGCAUGCUGUUUUGUAAAAGCAAUGAACUUUAAGACAAUGUGUUUGAGAGGCUUGAUAUUUCUUUAAACUGGUAUGUCAUUCUGAAUUCUCAUUGCCCAAACAAGUAUCUUGUAAUUUUUACUGUACAUUAAUUCCUUUAAUCUUAUGAUGUUCAACUAAUAUUUUGUUUCUCGUUCUUCAGAAACAUGCCUCGUGAUUUUUCACUUUGUAGAAAGAUGCAAGAUUGUUCUUACGUACUUGGUUCUGUAUUGUGUAAAAGGUGUGUAAAUUACCUCCCUGUCAUGUUGCCAUGUUGUCAUUUACUGGUUUUUAUAUUGAGUAUUUUAUUGUAAAUUGUGUAUUAUUGUAGGCAUGCUAUUUACCCAAAUUUUACUGCCGUAUAUUUUAAAUAAAAUCAGUACUAAUUUUA
Messenger RNA from Chiloscyllium plagiosum (whitespotted bambooshark), 3460 nucleotides. Lineage: Eukaryota; Metazoa; Chordata; Chondrichthyes; Orectolobiformes; Hemiscylliidae. The record is from RefSeq and is a predicted model, not a curated record.